UAUAGUGGGAGCGUGACGCCGAAUCAUAACCCCCACCAGCUCCGACUCCGUGAAGGUGCAGCCGCCCGCACCCGCAGCACCUUUCCCUUCCACUUCGCCUUUGCUCCGCUCCCCUCCGGAAAAUCGAUGUCCUCCUCUGACCUCUCCUGCUCCUGCUCGAGCUCGCGCUCCUCGCUUUGCUUCCACGGCGACGGAAAGGAAACGGUUUGUUUGGCGUACGGCGACGUGGAAAGCUCACCCGUACCGUAGUAUAAUGCAACAAUGGCCCUCCUAUCCUUUUCCGAAUCACAUCUCGACUGAUUGAAUUAUUCAAUUCAAUGCUGCUCCUGCUUCCUCCUAAUCCAGCUGCUCCAGCCUAGCUCACGUCGCCUCCGACAGACGCCACCGCCACCACCCACCAGUCCUCGCCUCACUGUCACAGCACGAAGCCGCGGCGCUCCGUUAUCGCGCUGCCGCCGUGCCGCCCGCCCGCCAACCGAUAGCUCCCGACGGCGGCGGCGGUCGGAUCGGGGUUUGCGACUUGGGAGACGCGAGUCCCCGGGCGCGUACUUCAUGCCUCCAUGGAUCCGGUCGCGGACCCGUCGCCGUCGCGGCGGUCCCUGAAGCGGCGGCCGCCGGCGCGAUCACCGGAGCUGUCGCCCAAGGCGGGUCCGGGUCCGGGGCCAGGGGAGGCGGCGGAGGAGCUGAUCCGGCGGGUGGAAGAGCUGGAGGCGGCGGCGGCGCGGCUGCGCGGGGAGAAGGAGGCCGCGGAGGACGCGGCGCGGGGCCUGCGGCAGGAGCUCGACGCCGAGCGGGCCUCCGCGGAGACGGCGGCCAGCGAGGCCAUGCUCAUGAUCGAGCGCCUGCAGCGGGAGAAGGCCGCCGCGCAGAUGGAGGCCCGCCAGUUCAAGCGCUACGCCGAGGGCCGCGAGGACAGGGAGCGCGAGGUGCAGGAGGAGCUCGCCUCGCUCUCCGACCUCGCCGCUUCCUACCACUCCCGCCUCCAGUCCCACGGCAUCGACCCGGACUCCUUCACCGACGAGGACGAGGAUGAGGAGUCGUACGAGGAGGUGGGCGCCGAAGACGUGGAGCAGAUCGACAUGACCGGGCAUGAGGUGGAGCUGAACGCCCGCGACUCGAGCAGUGGCAUGGAGGUGAAAGCCAUGGUCGUUGCCAACGACCGCGAGGAGGAAGACGACGAGGAGGAGGAGCCGUCGUCCCCCAUGGAGAAGGAAUUCGAGUACACGGUGGAUGUUACCUGCGCGAGCACAACGAAACCAGCUACGUCUGUGGUCGCAGAGUAUGUGGGCGACGGGAACUCUCGGGGAUUGUAUGCAAGGGUCGAGGCGCUGGAGGCGGACAGGGUGGCGCUGCGGAGGGAGAUCUCUGCGCUGCGGGCGGAGAGGGCACAGCUGGUGAUGGCCAGGGAGAUGGCGCGGCGGCUCUGCUGGGAGAUGGUCGCCGAGCAGAGAGCCAUUGUGAAGAAAGCAGUAGUCCCUGCGAACAAUUUCUCAGUGCUCAGGAUUUUCAAGUGGGUGCUCUCAAUACUAUUUUGGAGAAACAGAAGCUCUACAGUCAAGUAUACCUUUGGUUUGUCGACUACAUUCCUUGGCCUCCUACUGCUUCUCAACAGAUCUGCAUUGUUGAGUCCCUGGCGACGUCUGCCAAGGCCACAAAGAUGAAUACAACCUUCUCCAUACCAACAGCCAAAUGCUCGUAAAUCUAGAGAUUUGAACAAUUGAGCUUUAUUGUGCAUGUGUAUUGGUUCUUUGAUGUUUCUUUUAACUCUUUUGCCACGUGCAGUAUUGGAGCUGUACGUUUUGGUUCUGAAGCUUUGAGCUGCCGUAUAGUGUGUUAUUCAGACUACUAGGCUUGAAUAGCUUGUAAUUUGGGGCUAACUGACAUGCUCUGUAUACAGUGUACAUCAUAAGUUGUGGAACUCGAUGUUUUGAGUGGUGGUGGUGGUUUGAUGCCAGUGUAUAGUGUAUUAUUCUCGCUCCAGAAUUCUUUGGUUAGCACUUA
Sorghum bicolor (sorghum) is the source of this 2001-nucleotide messenger RNA. RefSeq names its product myosin-binding protein 7. The transcript has 3 exons. Bases 561 to 1661 code for a protein of 366 amino acids. The record is from RefSeq and is a predicted model, not a curated record. NCBI's taxonomy places the organism in Eukaryota, Viridiplantae, Streptophyta, Magnoliopsida, Poales, Poaceae.